This is a messenger RNA of Rhopilema esculentum, 1576 nucleotides long. RefSeq names its product peroxisomal membrane protein PEX14. Gene Ontology annotation, biological process: protein import into peroxisome matrix, docking. Lineage: Eukaryota; Metazoa; Cnidaria; Scyphozoa; Rhizostomeae; Rhizostomatidae. Gene Ontology annotation, molecular function: signaling receptor binding. Gene Ontology annotation, cellular component: peroxisomal importomer complex; peroxisomal membrane. The record is from RefSeq and is a predicted model, not a curated record.
CGAGACCAUGCCUGGAGGAGAAACAACAAGAAGUAGAAGUAAAGAGGUCCUUAAAAGCUGAUACAGAUUUUUAGUCUGUGUCAUGGCAGAAGAAGCUGAUAAAGAAGUAGAUAAUGAGGUAAAAGAGGAAUUAUCACAAAAAAGCAUCGAUGAGAAAAAGAUUGCCACAGCUGUGAAAUUUUUGCAGAAUCCAAAUGUCAGAAAAACAACUUUCGAGAAUCGGCUUUCUUUCUUGAAAAGAAAAGGACUGACUGAAAAAGAAAUUGAAAUAGCAGUUGGCAGGUCUGGUACUAAAGAUGACAAGGAUGUAAAGUAUACCACAGAAAUCACAAGGAGUGAACCACCAAAAAAUGAUGCAGCACCAAUAUCCACAGUUCCAUAUACACAACCUACAUCUAGCAGUUUUGCAAGUCAGCUAUCAUCUGUUGUGAUUGGUGGAGGCAUACUUUAUGCAGCUGCGUAUGCCAUCAGAGUAUAUGUUGUUCCAUAUUUCUUGGGUAAAGAAAUUCAAGAGACUGAGUCACUAGAAGAAAAUAUUAAACAGUUGACUAAAGGAGUCAAUGAGCUCAGUUCUAUAAUGAAGAGUACAUUUACAACAUUAGAGGAAAAUCUUAAAAACCAACAAGCUACGCUGGCAGAAGUCAGUGCAGAGCUUGCUGUUUCAAAGAAAAGGCUGGACCUUCUGCCUUCAGAUAUCACAAGUUUAUCAGAUGUGAAAUCAGAGAUCAGUUCUGUUAAAAGCCUUCUUCUUAGUCGCUCGCAAUUUCCUGGUGCACCGUUCGCCCCUGCCUCGACGUCCCCCUCGAUUCCAGCGUGGCAGAAAGUUUCGAGGAAAGAAAAGACUGAAGAUGCAAGGGAUCAGUCUGCAGAAACAAAACCUACUGAUAACCCAGACAAAGAAAAACAAGAAAAGGAAGAAAGCCAAGAGGCUGAUUCAGCUCAAUGAUCUUGCUUGACUGUGUGUGUUUGGUAGGCUUAUUUGCAAGCUUUUCAUAAGCAAAGAAGUAGUAGCAUUGCCAUAUUAUUAAAUGAUACUCCGUAAUGCAAAAAAUGGUUUUUGAAAGGUAAUGAACCUUACCCUAGAAAGGACCGAUAAAUAUGUUUAUAUCGUUGCCUCAAUGAAAUUUUGACUAUGAUAAAGUCUGAAAAAAGUAUGGAUCAACUUUUUUCAUCACCUAGUUUUUGUGGUGUGCAGCAUAAAUCUGUCAGGUUCUGCUGAACCUAUGACACAUUUGAUUUCGUAGGUGGGUUUUGAAAAUUCUUGUCUGAGUCAAAUGUGUAAAACUAAAUAUUGCAUGAAAAGGUUAUGUAUGAUAAACUUUAAAAUACAAGUGAAUGUUGAUGAUUAUCAUAGUUUUGAUUGAUUUAGAUCUCUUCUUUACCAGACGAAUUUAUGACAUCUAUAUGAAUUUCCACGAUAGCCUCUCCCACACAUUCUAGCAGAGAGUAUUUUGGAAGGUUGGAUGUUCGUUUACUGUGAAUGUUGUUUUAAUUAUAUGCAAAUAGUAUUAUUCUUCUGUGAAUGGAGACAUUUCCUGUCUUCAAAAGAAUGUAUAAAUGAAGAGUUUAAAUGUGA